This is a messenger RNA of Hypoxylon fragiforme, 1548 nucleotides long. Its product is annotated as putative nucleoside transporter. The transcript is spliced from 5 exons. NCBI's taxonomy places the organism in Eukaryota, Fungi, Ascomycota, Sordariomycetes, Xylariales, Hypoxylaceae. Gene Ontology annotation, cellular component: plasma membrane; fungal-type vacuole membrane. Gene Ontology annotation, biological process: transmembrane transport. The record is from RefSeq and is a predicted model, not a curated record. The coding region runs from base 1 to 1548 and encodes 515 amino acids. Gene Ontology annotation, molecular function: transmembrane transporter activity.
AUGGACCACAACAUAGGAAGAGACGAAGAGAAGCACGGGAAUGCCAUCGAGGGGAUCACGGUCGACUCGUCCAGCGAGGAAGUCCCCACGCCUUCCAAGACGGGCAUCCUGGCCAAGUUGCGCGGGUUCGAGGCAGCUCUGGAUCGCAAGCUAGGGGUUGAGUCGCAGAGCAUCCAGCGCAGGCUGCCGGAAGACAGAGACCCCUUCUACGCGCGAUGGUCAAGCCAACUGACCUUGGUAGGGUUUUGGGCUGGCGGCUGUUUUAACUUGGGCUCUUUCGCGACGGGCUUCCUGGGUUGGGAGUUGGGCCUGGAUCUAAAGCAAAGCAUCUUGAUCAUCGUGUUCGGUACCUUUCUGGGCGGGUCUGUCACUAGUUGGUGCGCAACUAUGGGAGCCCCAACAGGCCUUCGUCAAGUCUCGAUCUGUCGAUACUCCUUUGGCUGGUACCCAUCCAAAGUCAUCGCCAUACUCAACGUCAUCCAGCAGAUCGGGUGGUGUGCAUCCGGCUCGAUCACCGGCGGACAAGCCCUUUCAGCCUUCUCGGACGGCAAGGUCGGUACUCGAGUCGGUGUCAUCAUACUCAGUGUAGUGAGCCUGAUCUUCUCCUUCUUCGGGUUAACAGCAGUGUAUCGAUUUGUGAAGUACGCCUGGGUGAUUUUCUUGGCCAUCUUCCUAAUCAUGCUGGGGGAGUCGGCCAGGUCCGGCGAUCUUUCCGCUCCGCCAACGGCUGUCGGGGUCUCCGGGUCCGGAGCUGCGCUGUCAUACUUCGGCAUCAUGUACGGCUCAAGCGCCUGCUGUGCGGGAUAUGCGUCAGACUUCUAUGUCGAGUACCCGGCAACCGUCUCCAAAGUCAGGAUUUUCAUGCUGACUUUCGUAGGUCUUUUCACAUCGGUGGUGCUCGCUACUGUGGCUGGCGCAGUAGUCGCCUCUGCCUUACCAAACAAUCCAGAUUGGAAUGCCGAGUACGAAGCUGGGAUUGGAUUCAUAAUCCAGGCCAUAAUCUACCCAUAUGGACUCGCCAAGGUGAUCCUGUUCAUAUCAAUGUUCACCUCGGUGGGCUUGAAUUGCGCAUCAAUGUAUAGCGCCAGCCUUUCACUUCAACAAUCAGCCCAUGCGAUAGCUGCAGUACCAAGGUUCAUUUGGACAUUCCUCUGCUUUCUCGCCGUGGUUGCGUUGAGCUUGGCUGGCAGCGAUCGGCUCUUGGUUUUCCUCCAGAAUUUUUUGAGCUUAUUGGGUUACUACGCCACAGCCGUUUUUGUCUGUUUAAUCUCCGAACACUACAUAUUCCGCCGUGGCUCCUUCGAUAAUUACAACCUGGAGGCUUGGAACAAAUCUGAAGUGCUGCCGGCCGGUUAUGCUGCCGGGUUGGCUUUUGUUAUUGGUAUAUUUGGAGCUAUUCUUGGAAUGGACACAACUUGGUAUACUGGCCUUGUUGCUAAGUUGAUAGGAGACUCUGGUGGUGACGUUGGGAACGAACUUUGUUUCAUGUUGACCCUGAUGGUAUAUGUACCGGCUCGAUUCAUGGAAAGGAGACUUGUGGGGAGAUAG